GUGGCACCCGAUUCUCAAAGAAUCAAGCAACCCAUCCCCUGCCAGCCCUCUACCCACCCUCUGCUACCAUCCCGAGCUUCCUAUUAGACAAUCAAGUGUGUGCUAGGGGAGGGACUAGAGGAGGGGGGCGAAGUUUAAUCAUUGAACUAAGCAGCCUGGAAGUAUUUAAUCUGUAGCACCUAGUUCCCUGGAGGCCUCCAGACUGAACUGGAAGCAGGUAGUGCUCUGGAGACGUGGGAGUAAACACUGCCCCCGGAAAUCUCUGCUCAUCCCAGGAGAAACCACACUUUUGGAAAAUGUUUGCGGUACACUUGAUGGCAUUUUACUUCACCAAGCUGAAGGAGGAUCAGAUCAAGAAGGUGGACAGGUUCUUGUAUCACAUGCGGCUCUCAGAUGAGACCCUUUUGGACAUCAUGGCCCGGUUCCAGGCUGAAAUGCAGAAGGGCCUGGGGAAGGACACCAACCCCACAGCCUCAGUGAAGAUGCUGCCCACCUUUGUCAGGGCCAUUCCAGAUGGCUCAGAAAACGGGGAGUUUCUUUCCCUGGAUCUUGGAGGAUCCAAGUUUCGAGUCUUGAAGGUGCAAGUCUCAGAAGAGGGGAAACGAAAUGUGCAGAUGGAGAGUCAGUUCUACCCAACACCCAAUGAGAUUAUCCGAGGGAACGGCACGGAGCUGUUUGAAUAUGUAGCUGACUGUCUGGCAGAUUUCAUGGAGACCAAAGGGUUGAAGCAGAAGAAAUUGCCUCUUGGCCUAACCUUUUCUUUUCCCUGCAGACAGACUAAAUUAGAAGAGGGUGUCCUGCUUUCAUGGACGAAGAAGUUUAAGGCGCGGGGAGUUCAGGACACAGACAUAGUGAGCUCCCUGAGCAAUGCCAUGAGAAAACACAAGGACAUAGAUGUGGACAUCCUGGCCUUGGUCAAUGACACAGUGGGAACCAUGAUGACGUGUGCCUAUGACGAUCCCUACUGUGAAGUUGGUGUCAUCAUUGGCACGGGCACCAACGCGUGCUACAUGGAGGACAUGAGCAACAUCGACCUGGUGGAGGGCGACGAGGGCAGGAUGUGCAUCAACACUGAGUGGGGGGCCUUCGGGGACGACGGGGCCCUGGAGGACAUCCGCACCGAGUUUGACCGGGAGCUGGACCUUGGCUCUCUCAACCCCGGGAAGCAGCUGUUUGAGAAGAUGAUCAGCGGCCUAUACCUGGGCGAACUUGUCAGGCUCAUCUUGCUGAAGAUGGCCAAGACAGGCCUCCUGUUUGGCGGUGAGAAAUCCUCUGCUCUUCACAUUAAGGGCAAGAUUGAAACACGACACGUGGCUGCCAUGGAGAGGUAUAAAGAAGGUCUGGCCAAUACAAGAGAGAUCCUGACGGAUCUGGGUCUAGAGCCUUCGGAGGCCGACUGCAUCGCGGUCCAGCAUGUCUGCACCAUCGUCUCCUUCCGCUCGGCCAACCUCUGUGCAGCGGCCCUGGCAGCCAUCCUGACCCGCCUCCGGGAGAACAAGAAGCUGGUGCGGCUCCGGACCACAGUGGGCAUGGACGGCACACUCUACAAGAUCCACCCUCAAUACCCAAAACGCCUGCACAAGGUGGUGAGGAAACUGGUCCCAAACUGUGACGUCCGCUUCCUCCUGUCGGAGAGUGGCAGUGCCAAGGGGGCUGCCAUGGUGACAGCAGUGGCCUCCCGCGUGCAGGCCCAGCGGAAGCAGAUUGACAAGAUGCUGGCUUUGUUCCAGCUGACCCCGGAGCAACUUGUGGGUGUCCGGGACAAGAUGCGGGUUGAGCUGGAGUACGGGCUGAAGAAAGACACCCACCCGCUGGCCACAGUCAAGAUGCUGCCCACCUACGUCCGCGGGAUGCCAGAUGGCACAGAGAAAGGAAAGUUCCUCGCUCUGGAUCUGGGGGGGACCAACUUCCGGGUCCUCCUGGUGAAGAUCAGAAGUGGACGGAGGUCGGUGCGAAUGUACAACAAAAUCUUCGCCAUCCCCCUGGAGAUCAUGCAGGGCACCGGCGAGGAGCUGUUUGACCACAUCGUGCAAUGCAUCGCCGACUUCCUGGACUACAUGGGCCUCAAGGGAGCCCAGCUGCCUUUGGGCUUCACAUUCUCAUUUCCCUGCAGGCAGGCGAGCAUUGACAAGGGAACACUCAUUGAGUGGACCAAAGGCUUCAAGGCCACGGACUGUGAAGGGGAGGACGUGGUGGACAUGCUGAGGGAAGCCAUCAAGAGAAGAAAUGAGUUUGACCUGGACAUAGUUGCAGUUGUGAAUGACACAGUGGGGACCAUGAUGACCUGUGGCUAUGAAGACCGUAAUUGUGAGAUUGGCCUGAUUGCGGGAACAGGCAGCAAUAUGUGCUACAUGGAGGAGAUGAAGAACAUUGAACUGGUGGAAGGGAAUGAAGGGAAGAUGUGCAUUAACACAGAGUGGGGAGGAUUUGGAGAUAAUGGCUGCCUAGAUGACAUCCGGACCCAAUACGACAAGGAGGUGGAUGAGGGGUCCCUGAAUCCUGGCAAACAGAGAUACGAGAAAAUGACCAGUGGGAUGUAUCUGGGGGAGAUCGUGCGGCAGAUCCUGAUUGACCUGACCAAACAGGGUCUCCUCUUCCGUGGGCAGAUUUCAGAGCGUCUCCGGACCAGGGGCAUCUUUGAAACCAAGUUCUUGUCUCAGAUUGAAAGCGAUCGGCUGGCCCUCCUCCAGGUCAGGGGGAUCCUGCAGCAGCUUGGCCUGGACAGCACAUGUGAGGACAGCAUUGUGGUGAAGGAGGUGUGUGGAGCUGUGUCCCGGCGGGCAGCCCAGCUCUAUGGCGCUGGCCUGGCCGCCAUUGUGGAAAAAAAGAGGGAAGACCAGGGGCUUGAGCACCUGAAGAUCACCGUGGGUGUGGAUGGCACCCUGUACAAGCUGCACCCACACUUUUCUCGGAUAUUGCAGGAAACUGUAAAAGAAUUAGCUCCUCGCUGUGAUGUGAUGUUCAUGCUGUCAGAAGAUGGGAGUGGAAAAGGAGCAGCUCUGAUCACUGCUGUGGCCAAGAGGUUACAGCAGGCCCGGAAGGACAACUAGGAACCCCUUGGGUCUGGACCUACUGUGCCUUGGCUACUGACCAGCCUUUCCCUGGCAGAUGAGCUGGUCAGGGACCAACAGGCGAGCUUCUAGCGGACCUAAACCUUCUGGAUGGCCAAAAGAAAACCCCAGGCUCUUGGGUACUCUUAGCAUGUUGUUAUUGGUUUUCAAGGGUGUUAAAUGGCAUCUCUGGAGUUCCCAUUGUGGCUCAGAGGUAAUGAAUCCAACUAGUAUCCAUGAGGAUGCGAGUUCAAUCCCUGAUCUUGCUCACUGGGUUAAAGAUUCGGCAUUGACUUGAGCUGUGGUGUAUGUCGCAGACACAACUCGGAUCUGGUGUGGCUGUGGCUGUGGCUGUGGCGUAGGCUGGAAGUUGCAGCUUCAAUUAGACCCCUAGCCUGGAAACCUCCAUAUAUCAUGGGUGCAGCCUUAAAAAGAACCCCUCAAUACAUCUCUAUUUGGCAUAUUUGGACCAAAGAUUGGCGGACUUGUAAAAUUAAAUCAGGAGUUCUCUUCAUGGCUCAGCAGUUAACAAACCCAACUAGGAUCCAUGAGGUUUGAUCCCUGCCCUAGCUCAGUGGGAUAAGGAUCUGGUGGUGCCAUGAGCUGUGGUGUAGGUCACAGGCACGGCUUGGGUCCCGAGUUGUUGUGGCUGUGGUGUAGCUGUAGCUCCAAUUCAGCCCCUAGCCUAGGAACUUCCAUAUGCCUCAGGUAUGGCCCUAAAAAGAAAAAAAAAAAAAAAGAAAAGAAAAGAAAAGAAAAUCAAAGCUUUGGAUCCAAGAGAUACCCUUUCAGAAAAUUUUUCUUUUCUUUUUUUUCCUGUUUUUAUUUUAUUUUAUUAAAAAAUUUAUUAGCAAAUUUUUCAAUUGAAACUUGAGCUUUUAGUUCUCUAUGGCUUUGGUUCCUUCAACCACUGGACUUGGAAACAUAUAUACCAUCUGGCCAUGAGGCCUGGCCGUCUGCAUUCCCCACUGGGAUGCUUCAGCCAUCGCUUGUAGUAGGUUGGGCCUUCUGCUUGUGGAUGCACAAUUGAGAAGGAUAAGGACUCAACUGGAGAUUUAACUUGUCAUUAACUUGUCAUGUUGACUUCAAUCAUGGAGAGAGAAUAAAAACUUUGGAGCGUUCAGCCCCAAGAUAAAGAAGCAUUGCUUGCCAGGGAGGGCCAUAGAAAACUUUUCAUGCUUGAAGUGAGUUAAAUCAGCACCCUGUAACGUUUUGCUUCUCAAUACACAUGUGUGAUGGGGAGGGUGCUUUUGGGGGCACCUGUUAUUAUUUUACAUGUGUUUUUUUGUUGUGCUGCUUAUAGUUGUUUUAAGGACUGUUAGGUAUAUGAAAGCCAGUAAAUGAAUAAAAAAUAUUUGAUUUCCCAAGAAUCUUUGCAUGACACUUAAUAUUUCAUCUGGGAGGCUCGCUGGUAGCUUCAUGCCCUGUCAGUGGAAUAAGUGACAUGUAGACUCAGAGGCUGCUGAGAGCAUUUCUCUAGUUCAAACUUCUUACCAAAAUAUAUGGAACGUCUUCUACUGUAUCUUUAACAGAUUAUCCAAAUUUCAUUUGAAUGAGUAUUUCCUAUGACUGGGCAUUUAUCACAUUAUGCUACAGAUCUUGCUUUUGAAUAGCUGGAGUUGGCCAGAAGUGCUUUGACCUCCAGACUAACCUCUACCUCUCUGGAACUUGGCCCCUCCCACGUGCCCCAUCAGUCUCCAUUCUGUCCUCCAGAAUUAGGAGAAGAUGGCCUCUUUCUAACUAUUUUUCCCUGUGGACAUCCUCUCUCUUCCUCUCUCUUCAUCCCCUCCCAAUCCCUCACCCCAGCCCUUUCUCUGAACCACCUGUGACUUUCUACGUUGUCAUAGAGUUAUCUGUGUGCAUUUCUUAUCUGGCCUAGGACAUUGUAGAUUCUUUGUUAUAGAUAGAUAGAUAGAUAGAUAGAUAGAUAGAUAGAUAGAUAGAUAGAUAGAUAGAUAGAUUAGAUAGAUAGAUAGAUAUAGAUAGAUAGAUAGAUAUAGAUAUAUGUAAAUCUAUCUAUCUAUCUAUAUAUAUUUUUUUUGCAUUUUUUAAGGACCGUACCCGUGGCAUACAAACGUGCCCAAGCUAGGGGUCAAAUCGGAGCUACAACUGCCAGCUUACGCCACAGCCACAGCAACAUGAGAUCUGAGCUGUGUCUGCAACCUACGCCACAGCUCACAAUGCUGGAUCCUUAACCCACUGAGCAAGGCCAGGGAUUGAACCUGCGUCCUCAUGGAUAUUACUCGGGCUCAUUACUGCUGGGCCACAACAGGAACUCCUAUUAGAUACAAUUUUGUAUUUUUUGUAUUUCUCUAAUGAACCCAUCCUUGUCCCCUCUUAUUAAAUAGUUGUUGGGUCAGAGGUAUGAUUGAAAUAAAGUGUUCUAAGCAAUUUUUCUUAGAAAAAGUGGAGGCCAGUGUCAUGGGAAACAAACUGGAAAGAGUAAUAUUCCAGAUCAUCCAGGUUGAUUUAUUUUGCUGUAUGUACUUAUUCCUAGUGCUAAUUGUCACCAUUUGCUGGAGCAGAACGUUCAGACAGGAUGGAGGAGGCUGGAAGAGGGUAAGAGAGAGGCCAGCUGAGCAAGGAGCUGAGGUUCCCUAGGAAGUAUUUUUUCAUACAUUUAGGAAACAGGUAUGGAAUUGCUGUUGUAUUCUAAGGUUAUACCUCUCUGCAGAGGUGUUGUGUGGAUUCGUUAGGAUUAUUUUUUUGUAUUUUAAGGUUGUGCCUCUUUGGGGAAACAUUUCAACCUAACAGAUUUUGUCUUAGUCAACCUCAAAUCUUGUUGUCCUUGUUCUCUUUCCCCGGGUCCCAGUCUCUCUCCUAUUCCUUGGUAAGACAUCCCCAGCUCCAAGUCCCUCUCUCCUGGUUCUGCUGGGGGUCUCUCCCUUUGCCAUCCUACCUGGAUGGGUGACCUGGCCCAGAGAUUCAGGGGUUGUACUACCACAUUCUCCCACAACCUGGUCUUUCAGCACACAUCUGGCAAAUUCAAGAUCAGCUGGCCUACUUGUCUCCCAGCUUUGAUCUCUUACAAGAACGAAAAGCCCCAAGGUAUCUAGGCAACCUUGCACAUUCUGAUUGAUAGCAUCAUAGAAUCCUUGAACCAGAACGGAACUGCAGCGAAGGCAGACAUCCAUUUAGCUGUCUUUGGAGAGGCCAGCCCCUGAAACCCCUGCCCCUCCAGGGCAAUGGAAGGCUAACUUCUCCUCCAAGUUUGCUAGGCAAGACCAGCAACCACACAAGGUAAACUGUCCUUGAGCAAAUCCCACAGACUUGUCCUCUUAGGAAGGGCAUCGUCACCUACAUUUUCUACCCAUGUGGUUACUUUUUCCCAGUAACCUUUUGGCUAGAAACAGCUGAUAAAUAUAGAUUCAAGAACUAGAUUUUUUCCCCAUGACUCUGAAUCUCCAGAACAAAUGACCAUAUUCCCAUUUGUCCAUCUUCAGAAAUCUUGUUUUCUCUUCUUUCCAUUAGCUAAAACAGGCACUCCAUGAGAAUAAGGACUUGAGUCUUAUUUUUCCUGUUGUCCCCAGAGCCUAUCACAGUGGUAGCAUUGAGCAGCCAUUGGACAAUUCUCUAAAUGAAUGAAUGCUCAAACAGGCAUGUGAAUGAAUUAUUGCUCUCCUUUGAGUCACUCCAUUCUUCUGCUUCACCCAGUGGGACUGGAGCCUUAUACACAGUAGAUGAUCUGUAAACGAUAGCUCAGCGAAUGCUAAACCCUGUUCUAGGCACUGAGGACCCAACAAAAUAUAAGGCGCCAUUCCUGCUUUGUGAGAACUCACAGGCUAACAGUGAAGGAAAGACAUAUAUAUAUUCAAUACAAUGUGGAAAGCAGGCAUAAGAUCAACACAAUUUGUGUCCGUGACCUGCCUCCUUCAGAUCAGGAACUCUGUGUACAUGUACAUGUGCCCAUGCAUGUGUGUAUGUGCACCAUAAACCCCUUUGGCAAGCAUGUGAAAUCUAUAGAUUCUUUCUCCAGGUAUUUUUAAAUGCAUUAAAUACAUAGGAAGGCAAUGGUAGUGAAUUACACUUAUUAGAAUAUUAAAAUGGUCAUAUAGUAAUAGAUAUGCUUAUUUGGCAAUGCAUUCUAUAACAAGAUCCAGCAAGAACCUAAUAACAAUCAUCAUUUUCCUGAUGAGUGUAAACUGUAUUUUGAGACAUUGGUGACAAUAGCAUAUAUAUGAAAAUUUCCAUGGUUUCCACUGGGGACAAAGUCACAGGUGCUGCUAGGACUACUGUAGUUUGUUGCCCACAUUUGUAAUGAAGGAGAGGCUAAAUUUCAAUUACAGGUGAUUGAAAUAAGUUGAAAGUGUUUCCCAAAGAAGUUUAGGAACUCCUCGCUUCGAAGGUUACCCCACUUGUACCCCUGUCCCCUGCCAAGGGACCCCUGGUUAAUCAUCUCUGACCAAAAUAUCCUAAUAAAACUGGCUCUUAUUUAGGGAUAGCAUCUUAGAUGGUGGAGAGGCGGUGUGGUUUGGAUUCAGGAGAACCAGGCAUGCUUUUUAACUUUCCCAAGCUUCGGUUUCCUCCUGGGAGCAAGGAGAAUAAGCCUAACAAGAUUAUGUGAACAACACAAGAUAAAUAUGUGGACAUGUGGAUAAGCUAUAAGCUACUUGUUUAUGUGUGAGGUGCUUGUGUUAUGGUCAUGACUGUUGUUAGGAGGCCUGUCUCAUCAUUGCUAUGAUCAAUCUGAAUGUCAAUAUUAAGGUCCUUCUAAGCCUACUGUCCAGAUAUAUGGAUGGCUCAUGACUGGCAAUUUGGGCAAAGGUAUUUCUCACAACCCCUUCCUUCCACCCCUGCUGUCUUGAUUUCUCUUGCCAUUUCACAGCUGAAAUUCCUGGUGAACCAUAUUUUAUUAGAGAAAGGGACUUAAGAGAGGUUGGGUAAUAAUAGAGGAAUCUGUGGCUUGUAUUUGGGGUGAAAUAGGAGAGGCAAUUAGAAUAGAAGACUUGGAUUCUUUUCUGGUGCAUCCAGGGAAAGGAUGAAGCUGGGAAGAAAGUGAAAAUACUAAAAAUAUUCCAGUUCAUUUUCCCUAAUGGGAAAGAAAGAGAGGGAGAGUAGUUCCCAUCAUGGCUCAGCGGAAACAAAUCUGACCGGCAUCCAUGAGAAUGCAGGUUUGAUCCCUGGCCUUGCUCAGUGGGUUAAGGCUCUGGCAUUGCUGUGAGCUGUAGUGUAGGUCACAGAUGUGGCUUGGACCCCGUGUUGCUGUGGCUGUGGUGUAGGCCAGCAGCUACAGCUCCGAUUCGACACCUGGCCUGGGAACUUCCAUACGCUGCAGGUGCAGCCCUAAAAAAACAAAGAAAGAAAGAAAGAGGAAAAGAAAGAAAGUGGGAGAAAGGUAGGUUAUUGACAAUUUAGGGAAUCUGAAUGGUUUGAAGGAUUGACCUAAAGAGCAGGGAUGGACUAACAGCACAAGGGACAAUUCCAGUGUUUACCAUUCACAUCAUGGUCUAUAUGUGACCCAGUUCCUAUCAAGUCACCUCUGUGGUAGCUAGCAUGGUCCAAAGUGGCCUUUCACAAAGUACGUUAAGUUUAAUUGGGUGGUCCCAAGUGCACCAGUAUCUGGAGCCACCCUUUCCUUUACUGCUUAAAUAAAAUGGUUUAUUCCUCCAUCCCACAUACUGCACAAAGGUCUCUCCCACCCUAAUGUUUUAGCAGUUCCUGAAGAGAAAUGCUUAUAUCUUCCAGUUACUCCUCUAAUUCCUGCCUCCAGUUUGCUUCCCACUCAUCUCAAUCUCAGAAUUCCUGCAGCUGCUUCCUCUUUCUGUUUUGCCUGGUAUGUGGAACUAUCUCUUCCUCUUUGAUUCCCCAAAACACCAUUAACUCAAGGUCAGCAACUGGAAUAGGCUUAGCUGAAGGUUUGGGGAUUAUGCAAGGGGACUACGUCAGAGCCUAGAAAAUAAUUUAAAUACGAAUAUUAGAUAUCAAAGCUCUGUGCCCAUUCCUGCCCCAGAGAUUUUCUCACUGGCCAUCUUUCUCCAUAGACUCUGCUGGCUACAUGUUUUAUGGAUUCUCCCCAUCUUCUCUGGAGACUUCUUUCUCCUCCUCUCUGAAUUCUGGACUCCUCCACAAAAAUGAAAAAUUCCUAUAGUUUUAUUUUACAGAAAAAGUGCUUAUCCUAUGGUCAGUUCAUUCCUAGGGCAACCCAAGGGACCUCACCUCUCACAACCAAAAAGGCCCAUUGAGGUGUUUGAAUAAGAAGAAGGAUUUUCUCUCUAAGGGAAAUUAUUCUGCACCUGUUUUGAAUUUAAUUUUUAUUUUAUAUUGCAGCAUAGUUGAUUUAUUUGCAGUGUAGUUGGUUAUUAUAGAAUAUUGAGUUCACUGUAUGUAGAGUAGGUCCUUGUUGAUUAUCUGUUUUAUAUAUAGUAGUGGGCAUGAGUUAAUCCCAAACUCCUAAUUUAUCCCUCCCUCCCAUAUUCUUUUCUUUUAUUUAUUUUAAAAAUUUUUUAAUUUUUUGCUUUUUAGGGCCACAAACGUGGCCUAUGGAAGUUCCCAGGCUAGGGGUCAAAUCAGAGCUGCAGCUGUUGGUCUACGCCACAGCCAUAAAAACACAGGAUCCAAGCCACGUCUGUGACCUACACCACAGCUCAUGGCAGUGCCAGAUACUUAGCCCAUUGAGCAAGGCCUGGGAUCAAACCUGCAACCUCAUGGUUCCUAGUCAGAUUUGUUUUCUGCUGCGCCAAAUGGGAACUCCAUAUUCCUGAAUGUUCUGUUGUAUGGAUUUACCACAAUUUGUUUCUCAUCCACCUAUUCAUGGAUAUUUGGGCUGUUUUCCAGUUUUUGUCUAUUAAAAAUAAAGCAGCUAUCCACAGUGUUCACUGCAGUACUAUUUACAAUUGCCAAGACGUGGAAGCAAGCUAAAUGUUCAUUGACAGAGGAAUGGAUAAAGAUGUGGUACAUAUAUACAAUGGAAUAUUACUCAGCCAUAAAAAGAGUGAAAUAAUAUCAUUUGCAGAAACAUGGAUGGGUCUAGAAAUUAUCAUGCUAAAUGAAAUAAGUAAGACAGAGAAAGGCAAAUACCAUAUGGCAUCACUUAUAUGUGGAAUCUAAAAAAAAUGAUACAACUGAAUUUAUUUAUAAAACAAACAGACUAGCAGACAUAAAACAAACUUAUGGUUACCAAAGGGAAAAUGUUGGGAGAAGGGAUGUAUUUGGAGUUUGGGACUGGCGUAUACUCACUAUUGUGUAUGGAAUGGAUGGUCAAUGGGGACCUACUGUGUAGCACAGAGAACUCUACUCAGUAUUCUGAUAACCUAAAUGGGAAAAGAAUCUGAAAAGGAAUGACUAUGUGUAUAUGUAUAGUUGAAUCACUUUGCAGAACAGCAGAAAUUAACACAACACUGUAAAUCAACUGUACUUCAAUAAAAUUUUUAAAAAUUAAAAUAAAUAGAAGGCUUAACAAAUCCUCAGUUACAACACAAGAAAAAAAAUGAAGCAGCUAUGAACAUUGUAUAUGUACAAGUCUUCAUUUUUUUUUCUUUUUAUGGCUGCUGCACCUGCAGCUUAUGGAAGUUCCUGGACCAGGGGUCGAAUCAGAGCUGCAGCUGCUGCCACCACCACAGCAACAUCAGAUCCAAGCCAUAUCUGCAACCUACGCUGCAGUUUGCAGCAAUGCCAGAUCCUUGACUCACGGAGUCACAAGAGGAACUCCCUGUAUAAGUCUGUAUAUGGAUAUACACUCUUAAUUUCUCUUAGGUAAAUACUUAGAAAUGGAAUAGCUAUGUCAUUUGGUUAAAUUUUUAGGCAGAAGCCAAACUAUUUUCCAAAGUAGUCAAACCAUUUUGUUUUUUAGGUUUCACGUGUAAAUGAUCACACAGUAUUUGUAUUCCUCUGACUUAGAAUGUUGAUUUCUUAAAAGUACCUCAGUUGGAGUUCUCAUCGUGGCUCAGUGCUUAACAAACCCAAAUAGCAUCCAUGAGGACUUGGGUUUGAUCCCUGACCUUGCUCAGUGGGUUAAGGAUCCAGCAUUACCGUGAGCUGUGGUGUAGGUUGCAGACUCAGCUCAGAUCCCUUGUUGCUGUGGCUCUGGCGUAGGCCCAUGGCUACAGCUCCGAUUAGACCCCUAGCCUGGGAACCUCCAUAUGCCAUGGGUGCAGCCCUAAAAAGACAAAAAAAAAAAAAAAAGUACCUCAGUUGGCUGUCAGUCCCUUAGGACUGGUGUUAAGAGUGUAUUCUAUUGGUAACUGUAUUGGUGCUGCAUUGCAACCCUAGAUCAAUUUGUGGAGAAUGAUCUCUUUAAGCUGUUAAUUCUUCCUAGACAUUAACAUGUGAUGUCUCUUUUUUGAUUACAUUUUCUCUGAUGUUUUCCAAAAAGCUUUGUAAUUUCCUACAUGGGUCUUGCACUCUUUUUUUUUCUUAGAUUUAUUCUUAAGUAGUUUAUAGUUUUGCUGUGGUUAUAAAUUAAGUCCUUUUUUUAAAAAAAUAGUUCUUAAUUGGUUGCCAGUACAAAUAAAUGCAAUUGACUUUUAUUAUUGAUCUUAUAUCCAAUCUUUUUACUAGACUUUCUAAUACUUUUAUUAAACUUUUUAUUUUGAAAAAACUUGAAAUCUGUAGAAAACUUGCAAGAAUUUUACAAUGAACUUUCAUUCUUCCUCUACCUAAAUUCAUUCACUGAUAAUAUUUGCCAAAUUUUAUUGCCCUCUCUGUAUUUGUGUGUUUAAUAUAAUAUAAUGGAGGUUACAUUCACAUUCUGUUUUUAUAGAUUCAUUUAAGAGUAAAUUAAAGCUCCCUGGUGGCUCAGCAAGUUUAGGGUCUUGCAUUGUCACUUUGGGUAAGGUUCAAUCCUGGGAGCUUUCACAUGCUGCACACGUGGCCAAAAAAAAA
Molecule: messenger RNA, 11870 nt
Organism: Sus scrofa (pig)
Lineage: Eukaryota; Metazoa; Chordata; Mammalia; Artiodactyla; Suidae
Gene: HKDC1
Product: hexokinase domain containing 1
Biological process (GO): intracellular glucose homeostasis; glucose 6-phosphate metabolic process; glucose metabolic process
Cellular component (GO): mitochondrion; cytosol
Molecular function (GO): fructokinase activity; glucokinase activity; ATP binding
Source: RefSeq, a predicted model, not a curated record